AUGGCUGCACACGACCCCCGUUUGCUUUACAGCGUCAACAAUAUUCGCGCUUUCCACUUACAAGAUGGCGAAGAGCAGGAUCUCACGCCGUCGGGCCCUCAGACCCUCUCUUUGCUGAUGGUGCCAACCAGCACCACAGGCGGGGCAGGUACAGAGUCGCCAGAAGAGGACUUCUACCUUCACCUAUAUCUCCCACCUGAGCUGGAUCUCGCAUUGCCGGCGACUACCCAGAUCUUCCACCAGCCUCCCGAUAGUUAUCUCAUCCCCCGAUGGGACAUGGGACCCGACGCUGGUGCCUUUAUUCGCAUCCAAUUCCCCAGCAUCGGUUCUGGACCCAGUAAUGUGACACAGGAUGAUAUCGAUACAUUUGAAACCAUUCUUGCGCAGUGCACCGCAUUCCUCGAACGAGCCCCUCCUCCCAAGUCGCAGGACUUUGCUGCUUAUAACCCCGCAGACUACGCCCCCGGCCAAGGAUAUGUUGGAUCGGACUCGAAGAAUGCAGAUGCGCACGGAAGGAUCGUGCUGAUUGACGAGGAAGACGGUAGCGUUGUCGGAGAAUUGGGAGAUGGUUAUAACGUGGUGGAAGAUUCGGAUGUCAAGCCUGGUUCCAAGAGACCUGUGGGAAUUGAACUCCCCGCCGAAGGUGAAGGCAACCAAGUCAGUGUCAGCAAUGUCUCUGAAGAAUACCUGGCAAUGGCCCGACACCCCGCAUACAAGAGCUCGACCAUCGUCCAAACAUCUGCGACAGCAUCGCGCUUGAUCGUCACUGGAUCAUCGUAUCUGGCAGGUGCCAUCGCCAGCGGUGCGCAGAGCUUCCAACAGAAGACCAAGCCUAACCCCAAGCCUCUGACCUUCUCCGACUCCACCCACGCUCGCAUCCGCAAGGUCGGCACCUUCUCCCACGGCGCUGCCGAUUUUUCGGCUCGCACUGUGGGACAGGUUGGCAAAGUUGCGCAAAAUCUGGGCGCGUCUUUGGCGCGUAAACAAGAGUCAGGCCGGCGCAAAGGCGUCGACAAGAGCAAUCCACCACCAGAUUACAAGCCCGGUGUGAUGAACAAAUCCAUGAUCGCAUUCUCCACCAUUGCCGAUGGCAUUGAGCAGAGUGCCCGAAACAUGCUCUUCUCCGGCGCUUCAGCCGCUAGCUCCAUGAUUGACCACCGCUACGGGUCCGAGGCUGGCAACGUCGCGACCAAUCUGACGGGCGGAAUCAAGAAUGUCGGGUUGGUGUAUAUUGACGCCACGGGUGUCAGUCGGCGCGCGCUUCUGAAAUCGGUUGCCAAGGGUAUGGUUGUGGGUAAAAUGCGCGACGGUCAGCAAGUUGUCGUUGGUGGAGGUGAUGGUGGCCAAGUUACUGCUGGAGUGGACGCGGGUCCGUCUAGCUUGGGUGCUCGGGACUCAGUUCGCCGUCCGUCGCCGGGCCCCACACCGCCUCCAGCCUAUGGCGCAUCGGGGACGAUGUCGCUAGAUGGAGCGCCCAUGUCAGGGGGUAAGCGGUAA
Penicillium antarcticum is the source of this 1497-nucleotide messenger RNA. RefSeq names its product senescence-associated domain-containing protein. Lineage: Eukaryota; Fungi; Ascomycota; Eurotiomycetes; Eurotiales; Aspergillaceae. Bases 1 to 1497 code for a protein of 498 amino acids. The transcript is spliced from 2 exons. Gene Ontology annotation, cellular component: plasma membrane. Gene Ontology annotation, biological process: cell division. The record is from RefSeq and is a predicted model, not a curated record.